Messenger RNA from Camelina sativa (false flax), 2023 nucleotides. Its product is annotated as bZIP transcription factor 49-like. Lineage: Eukaryota; Viridiplantae; Streptophyta; Magnoliopsida; Brassicales; Brassicaceae. Gene Ontology annotation, cellular component: endoplasmic reticulum membrane; nucleus. Gene Ontology annotation, biological process: regulation of DNA-templated transcription. Gene Ontology annotation, molecular function: DNA-binding transcription factor activity. The record is from RefSeq and is a predicted model, not a curated record.
UUCCUCAUUUUUAGUAACUCUAAACACAAAAACCUUAAAAAGCUUUCCAACAAUGGCGGAACCAGUUUUGGAGGACACUCCUGACACUUACCUUAGUUUCUCUUCCGAAUUCGAUUCCAUCGCCAUCGCGAUCUCUCCUCCUCCUCCUCCUCCUCCUCCCUCUGAUAAUUUCUGCAAUUCUAGCUCCGAUCAAGCUCCUCUACUUAAGAACUCCAUCUCCGAUCUUAGGUUUUACAUCGACGACGACGGAGACGAAGACUACGAGUUGAAUUUCGAAGACAGUUUCAACGACCUUUACUUUCCUUCUGAGAACGAAUCCUUCUUCGUCGACGGAGAAAUGUCCGGUGAUUUUACUCCGGCGUCGGAAUCUUCAGGCGAUUUUGUUAACGAACACUCGGAGAAGGACACGAACGGCGUGUUGAUAUCUACUUCAAGCUGCUACGAUCGAGAAUCGCCUAAGGAUUCUGAUUGCUCUGUUACUAAUUUACAAAGCUUGAGUCGGACAAAUCAGUUCGAUCAGAAACUUAAUGUGGAGGAGGAGGAGGAAGCUGCUACGACGUCAAUUACGACGAAGAGGAAAAAAGAGAAUUACCAAGAAGACACGAUCGAAGAAUUGAGGAACUAUAAGUACAGGAGAUUGGAUCAAGUUGGUUUUGCAGAAGGUGAUGAGAAGAAGAGGAACGUGAGACUCAUUAGAAACCGUGAGAGUGCUCACCUUUCAAGACAGAGGAAGAGACAUUACGUUGAGGAGUUGGAAGAUAAAGUUAAGAAUAUGCAUUCCACUAUUACGGAUUUGAGCAGCAAGAUGUCUUACUUCAUGGCUGAGAAUGUCACUUUGAGGCACCAAGUGGGAUCCGGAAUGUCACUUCUUCCACGGCCUGGAAUGUAUUAUCCAGUGCUUUAUCCAUGGAUGCAGUGUCCUGCUUAUAUGGUUAAACCGCAAGGUUCUCGAGUGGCCACUUUGCUUCCUAUUCCUAGUUUGAAACCACAACAGUCUGUGGCUAAGGUGAAGAAGUUCAAGAAGGUUGCUAGUUUGAGUGUUCUUGGUCUUCUGUUUUGUCUAUUUUUGUUUGGGGCAUUGGCUCCCUUUGGAGAGUAUAAGUCUAACAAUGUUACUGACUGGGUUUAUGAUCAGUCUAGAGGAAGAGUUUUAGAUGUUAAUGGUCACCUGGAUGUGUCUGUUACUAGUAAUAGAGCGCAUUGUGGGAGAGAUUGUGAUCAAGAAAUGGGAAGAAACGUUUCUGCAACAGAGAACUCAGGACCUCGUGGAAAUAGUAGUGAACCUCUAGUUGCAUCUCUUUUUGUUCCAAGGAAUGAAAAGCUUGUGAAGAUCGAUGGAAAUUUGAUCAUUCAUUCUAUUUUGGCGAGCGAGAAAGCCAUGGCUUCUGAAACGAAGAACAAAGGAGGGAAAAACGAUGAAGCAACUACUAAUAAAGGACCAAUGUUCAGUUCCGGGAUGUGCACAGAUGUGUUUCAGUUUGAUAUCUCCACAACCUCAGGCGCCAUCAUUCCUGCUUCUCCACCUAUUCAACAGUCUGAGAACACCACUGAUACACGCAAGGGGAAAAAGAACAGAAGAAUCCUCCGUGGUGGUCUUCCGGUGUCUGAUUUUGAUCUAACCAAAGAUCAUAACAGCUCAAGCAACGAGAACUUCCGGGACACCCAGCCUUCCCCAUCAAUGGUUGUAUCUGUGCUUGUUGAUCCCAGAGAAGGCGGUGAUGGGAUGAUGGGAGGAACAAAUCCACUGUUCCAAGUUUUUAUAGUCUUGCUUGUGGAUGGUGUGAAGUAUGUAACAUACUCAUGCGACCUUUCACAACCUCAAGUCCCUCAUCUCGUGACCACUUGACUUCAUCUGUAUGCAGAAACCAUAAAAGAAGGGAGUUUCCACACUAUGUGUCAGAAUCUAAGAAACAUCUUGUACCGUUGUUAGUUUUUUCGAAUUAGAUAUAGAAAUCCUAACCCUGUAAUCUUUUGACCUUUUAUAACCCGAGAAAGUUACACAUCAGGCCUAUUCAUUGUCUAA